AUGGAGGAAACACCCUGGAUGCGGGACAUCCUGCGCUUUGCGCUCACAGCCACAGCCUCGACGGCAGCGCCAUGGGAGCCCGAAGCUUUUUCGACCACCGCCGGUAGAGGCAAGCUCGUGGACCCUGAUGACCCAGGAAAAGACCCGCGGUUCCGGAAACUAGUCGAGGCGAUACUGUUCGGACGGAAGUUCCUAAAGACAUACAACCUGGUCCUGCUGGGUGUAUUGUUCGUCUUCACGGCGUGGCAUGGGAGCGAGAAGCUCCUCUGGCAGAGGGCGCGGAAGAAGAGCAUCGCCGCGCUGAGCAGGCGGACCCAGGACGAAGGAGAAACGUGGAGUAGCUCAAGCAGUACGAUCGAAGGCAAUGUGACGCCGCCCGGGCCCCUCAAGCCAUACCAUGAGGCCGACAACGACGCUGCUGAAACGAGCCCUCUGCUGGCUGCGAGACUGCCACGACGACGACGACGACAGGGUGUGUGGGCACCGUAUUAUAUCUCCAAGUCGAUACUGCAGUACCAACCACCUCCGAUCCCGGUCAUCAACAAGACUCUGCCUACAAACGGCGUGACGCUGCUCGUGCUGGGUUGGAUCGCCUUGACCGUCUUCUACAACCUCUACCGCAUGCCUCUGUCCUUCCUGUACCUCUUCGUCUUCGCCGAUCGCUGCGGCAUCGUCUUCAUCUCAAACCUGCCGCUGCUCUACCUGCUCGCUGCCAAGAACCAGCCCAUCAAGCUCCUCACCGGCUACUCGUACGAGGGUCUGAACAUCUUCCAUAGACGCGUGGGAGAGGUCAUGUGCCUGGAGGCAUUCCUGCACUUCUUGGGCAUGGUGGCUGUCUGGUACGGCAUGCUGAGACAUCUAGGCUUUACGCUGGCCAAGUUCCUGUUCAAUCGAGUCGUGCUGCUCGGACUGGCGGCAUUCAUCGCCUACGAGCUUAUCUAUUUCACCUCUCUGGGCAGCUUCCGUCGGCGAUGGUAUGAGAUCUUUUUAGCUCUGCACAUUGUUUUGCAAGUCGCUGGUCUGGCAUUUCUCUGGUUCCACCACUACACCUCUCGACCCUACGUGGGCGCCUCGCUCGCCAUCUUCCUCGUCGAUCGUCUCGUGUACCGGCUCUGGCUGAAGUCAAGCACCCACGCCGCCACCCUGACCGUCAUGGAAGACGACGAGACCAUCCUGCUAUCCUCCAACUGGGACGUCAGCAACCGCUCGCCCGCCCUCCGCUUGCUGUCCCACAACAUGAAGCACGGCUGGGCACCCAACGAACACAUCUUCAUCUCCGUCCCCGCCCUGUCCCGCAAACACGCACUACAAUCCCACCCCUUCACAAUCUUCUCUGCUGCCCCGAACACCCACCGCAUCACCCAAGACGACCAAGGCAAGCACGCGUGGUUCACCCUCCUAAUCCGCGCCCAAGCCCAGUCUGGCUUCACAAACCAAUUACUAACCUACGCGCGCACCCACUCCCAAACACGCAUCCGCCUCGAUGGCCCGUACGGCUCCUCGCACGCGCUCGAUCUGCUCCGCUCAUCCUCCACCGCGGUCCUCGUCGCCGGCGGCUCAGGCAUCGCAGUGGCCUACCCGCUGCUGUACGCCCUUCUUCAACCUUCGCCCGAGGACGCAGAGACUGCCAUGCUCAAGUCGCGCAGAAACGUCAAGCUCCUGUGGAUCACGCACAGCCCGUCUCACCGGCUGUGGAUUCCCGAGGAUAAGCUCAAGGAGCUGCAGGACUGGGGGUUGGACUUGCUGAUCCCGCCGCCGACCGCGCUUGCAGGACGACCUGACGUGCGGACUGUGGUGGGCGAGUGGGUGGAUGCGGAGGGAGGUGGGAAGACGGGUGUCGUGGUUAGUGGACCGGAGGGGCUGGUGAGAGAUGUCAGGAACGUUUCUUCACGGAAGAUUUGGGCAGGGAGGGAUGUUGGGUUGGCAGUUGAGAAGUUUGGAUGGUGA
Molecule: messenger RNA, 1947 nt
Organism: Ascochyta rabiei
Lineage: Eukaryota; Fungi; Ascomycota; Dothideomycetes; Pleosporales; Didymellaceae
Exons: 1
Coding region: 1-1947 (648 amino acids)
Biological process (GO): copper ion import; intracellular iron ion homeostasis; iron ion transport
Cellular component (GO): plasma membrane
Molecular function (GO): ferric-chelate reductase activity
Source: RefSeq, a predicted model, not a curated record